CUAGACCACUCUUCCUACUCUCCAACACCCAAGUCUGAACAAUAUUUAAAAAAAAAAACCUCUUUUUUUUCGUUCAUAUAUCACACUCUGCCGAAGAGUACAGAUGAUAGGAUCUCCGUAUGAAAUUAUGUCAACGUUAUAUGACAUAUUGAUGGAAGUUUGGUUGUUCUGAUUUUUGCGUCUCUCCUAUUUAUUUAGAUUUAGGGUAUCAAAAUUAUGCAUGCGUGUUUGAGUUUAGAUGAAAUUACGAAAAAUAAAUUAUUUUUCAAUUAUUGAUUCAAUUUUUUUGUGUGUUGGAUCAAACAAAUCGUUCAUGUUUUGCUGCAACGUGGCUUGCCUGCUUCGGACAAUACCGAAACAGACCUCACAGGUGUGAUGUGACCUAAACAAUACCGAAUCAUAUUUGGCCUGAUCCCUUAUAUGUGCUCCCGUCCUUCUAUCCAUACUAUAACUUUAUAUAUAUUAAUAUCUGAUAUGAACUAGACCGCACUGUUUCUCGACGUUCCAACUAUACCCAAAAACCGUCAAUAAAAUAACCCAGUAUUUAACUAUAUGCAAUUUCACCAUCUCAUUGAAAAUAAAGGAACUGAUUUUUAGUUUUGCAGCCAUGCUACAUUUUAAAUUCACUCCCCUGUGCCUUUUUCCAGAUCCAGAACACGAGAAAACAAAUAGGUCUCCUCCUUUGAGACUUUCCCAUUUAAGAUGUCAUGGCUUCCUUUCCUUCCCACUGUUGACUGUUCCCCCGCCAAUUUCCCCAAUGUAUAAACAAACCUUUAAAUGCUUCUUCUCAUUUCGUUUAUUAUAAUCAUCUAAGACAGCUUUGCGGGAACUCCUACGUGCUGCUCUCCAACCAACUCAAAUCUGACGAACAACCCAAAAAAAAAAAUGGUCCAACUUCUUCUUCUUCUUUAUCUUUUUCCUCUCUGCAGUGCGUAUCAACCGAUUCCCUCCCUUUUCCCAAGACAGCUCCCUCAGUUUUAUCGCCCGAAUGUUCAGACCCUGUAAUGCUCUCCACCUCUGCAAAAAAAAUGUCGCAUUAUAACAGGGGACAUUGUUUCUUGACUAGUUGACUUUCUCGAGAAAAUAUUUUCCCCCCUUCGUUUUUUCUCUCGGGAACCCAUUGCUGCUGGCAACGUGUUCUUUCAUGGGCAGUGCCCCGUUUUCUCUCUUUUCUCCGCCGCAGCAUCCUAACCACCUACGACAAACCAACCCCUUUUCUCCCUUUCUGGUAAAUUGAAUCUCCCUUUUCUGCUUUUUUUUUCUCCUCUAGACUGCUGACUGCCCUUUUUGCUCUGGGCUUUAAUCUUAAUCCAGUCAAAUCUGGGUCUUCUGGGGAAAGAAUUUGGAGGGCAGGGGAAAAAGUAACGUACGAAGACGAGAAAUUGAGUUUCUUGCUUUGCAUUUGGGAGUUGCGUGAUCGUUGCUUGCUUUUAUUUGUUUAAUAAUUUCUUUAUUUUCCCCGUCUCUCUGUUUUCGACUAUCUCAAUAGGCGCGGAGGAGUUGUUGAUGCAACAGUUUCAAUUGGAGAGGACUCUGUCUUUUGAGAUCUUUUUAGUUUUUGUUUGGUUCGGAGCGAGUCUUGUUUGUGUUGAUUUGAUUGAAUGAGAGAGCAUUGUUCUUCAAGAUACGAGAAUGACGAACCAAGACCACAGAAAGCGGUCUUUCCUGCAGAAGAUAUUCUCGUCAAGGGAGGUGAUUGUGACGAGAUCGACAAGAGACCCGUUCAAUUCUUCACCUGAAAGGCGGAGCGGUUCAGCGCUUGAGUCUCUUUUUUCAAACCAUUUGACUUCAAGGAUGCCUAAUCACCAGACAGCUGAAGAACCAUUUAGAAUUUUCGUGGCGACGUGGAACGUGGGAGGGAAAUCUCCUCACAGUGGCCUCAAUCUGGAUGAUGUUCUCCAAGUCCAUAACCAAGCAGACAUAUAUGUCUUAGGCUUUCAGGAAAUUGUUCCAUUGAAUGCUGGCAAUGUCCUUGUGGCAGAGGACAGUGAGCCGGCUGCAAAGUGGCUUGCUCUUAUCAACCAGUCUCUGAACAGACCAUAUGCUGUAGGUUCAAAAGGGUCAAAGCCCUUUGCAUCUCUUGGAAACCCGCUUCCAUUUCAGAGGCCUUCCCUUAGGAAAGUCUGCAAGAGCUUCAGGACCGAGAAUCUCCGUCGCCUCAAGACCUGCAAUUGCAGUCAUGUGAUGGAGAGGAAGAACAACAAGGACUUCUGUCUUUGGUGCCCACAGACGAACUUAGGUGAUGAUGGGUUCUCAUCAGAAGAGGAGGAGGAUGGACUCAACGGCGGUGGAUCUUCAGAUAUCGUUGCUAAUGGUGCCAAUCACUUGAGAUACAGCCUUGUUGUGGGGAAGCAAAUGGUUGGGAUUUUUCUCACUGUCUGGAUGAAGAAAGAGCAUGUUCAACAUGUUGGUCACUUGAAGGUUUCUUACAUCAGUCGUGGGAUCAUGGGUUGCCUUGGUAACAAGGGUUGCAUAUCCGUGAGCAUGUCUUUCCAUCAGACGACCUUUUGCUUCAUCUGCAGUCACUUGGCAUCAGGGGAGAAAGAAGGAGAUGAGCUGAGGAGGAAUUUGGAUGUGAUUGAGAUACUAAAAAACACUCAAUUCCCCAGGACAUGCAAAUCACCCUAUAGCAACUUGCCCGAGAGAAUCAUCCAACACGACCGGAUCAUAUGGCUCGGUGACCUGAACUACAGAAUAGCUCUCAACUAUUCAGAAACUCGAAAGCUCCUCGAACGAAACGACUGGAAUGCACUCUUUGACAAAGAUCAGCUGAAGAUUGAGAGGGACAAAGGUAAAGUGUUCAAAGGAUGGAAAGAGGGGAAGAUCUACUUUGCACCAACUUACAAAUACUCCUGGAACUCAGACAUUUAUUCUGGAGAAACUGUGGACUCCAAGAACAAAAGAAGAACUCCAGCUUGGUGUGACAGAAUACUUUGGCAUGGGAAUGGAAUGCAACAGAUGUCGUACGUGAGAAAGGAGUACCGGUUCUCGGAUCACAGACCGGUAUGUGCGACAUUCUUGGUCGAUGUGGAGACCGUGGAGGGUGCCUCGAGGAGGGCAUCAUCCGCGUAUCACAUUUUAAAUGGAAAAUCAAGUUUGCUUAAUUACUGCUAACCAGAAACUAAAUGGAAAAAGAUAGAUACAAGUUUUAGUCUUUGUUUACACCCCCAUCUGCAUAAGUUAUUCUUACAAAGAAAGUAUUCCCAGAAGAGAAAGAAGGUAUAGAGAGCAUUUCCUUUUAGUUUUAUGGUUUCUUGUUUGUUUGACAUUGAGAGUCAAAUUGUAUAGACAGGAAGUGGUGGUGGGUGUUGAUAGUGGUUUCUUUUCAGAGCAAAGUCUUCUGGGUCCUAGAAAUUUCAUUUCGUCAAUCUGUAUACAGACAAUUGUGAAGGAAAAGUUAAGUGGGCAAUUUGUAUAAGGUUCGAUCCCAUUGUGGGAGCCAUGGGUAGGCUUUGUUGUUCUUGUUCUGCUGGAGACAAAGAGGACUAGGCUAAGAUCAAUGUGCUUAACUGAAAUAUAUAUUGAAUAUUAUAAUGGGAAUCAAAGUUUUUUCGUUGGUUGUUUGUCGCAAGGUUUGAACUUAAAUUAUAGCUGAUGUUCUCAUUCAAAGGUUCCCUACUUUUUUUUUGUUUAUGAAAUGAUUUAUGCCACUGAACUAGCUGAUCUAUAUGCUAGCCAGUUCGAAACCUUUUAGACUCGUACAUAAGAAAGUCCUUAUUCAUUCGGUUCGCUAAGCAUCUUUGGUCUGAAACUCUUUAAGUUCGUCUUACGAUGGAAAGGAGUUUCGCUUACUCGCUUUAACCUUGAUUACCAUCAGGCUAACCCUUGUUUAAAAAUGAUUCCCCUUGAAUUGGUUUUCUUUGAUCGCCCUUCAUACUAAUCUUAGACUUUUUUUUUUUUGAAAAUUGCCUGUAUUCUCAAAUAAUCAAACGUUUGGUGUUACAGAGCCAUCAUCUAAAAGUUUGGGUAUCAGAAUAAUUGGAGGACGGUCAAAUCAAAUUUCCGAUUCUUCUGGUCGACACCUCACUUUCGCCAUUGUGUGGGCACUCUCAUUUCCUUGCCUUCCCCAAAAUCACCAUUGCACAUUUCCCUCCGCCAUCGCUAUCUCUCGAAUCUCCUCACAAAUUCCUUCAGUCUCCCAGAUCGUUGCUUCCUUUCGAUCUAGUUUCUGAAUCACGGACUUGCAGUCCGAUUCCAUUAUCAGUGGUAGAAAAUUGUGGGUUCUGGCGAGUCUCAAUCCCCAAAGCAGUGCGAGUGCUUCCGCCGUCUCACCUGGCCACUGUGUUCUUGUGCGAUGAACCGCCGCCAUUCGGAACUGCCCCUCCGCAUCUCGAAUUACCAGCCCAUAUCCCGUUCCUUCCUCACCCAAUGUCGCCGCAUCUGUGUUCAAUUUAAAGAAACCCUGUGGAGGGGGUUCCCAUUCAACCCGGGUUCGCACAGGCAGGAGCCCUAUUCCCAUGGAUCUGCAAUUGCUGGUAUUCCUCCAGGUAAUUCUGCGCUCUCAUCACUAUCUCCCAUUCCUCAAGCUUUGAAUUGUUGAACAGCUGGUUAUUUCGCUCCUUCCAUAGGAACCAUAAUGUGAUUAGUAGAGUAGUGAGUUCCUCUUUGCUUGUCCCAUCUAUUAGGUUGCAUAGCCAUUCUUCACAGUUUUUUCCUUCUCCUAGUGAGAAGAACUUUGCCAACGAGCUAGGCCUCCACACUCUUCUCGCCCAAUCAUAGUCCCUGGUGAUAUGCUCUUGUGCCAUUAACCCACAAAAAGGGCAUUCGUCAGGGGCAUCUGGAAUUCUUCUGCUAAGAUUAGCCCAUGUGGGUAGAAUGUUACUCCCCCAUCUCCAUACAAAAACGCGAACCUUAGGAGGUAGAUCAAGCAGCCACAAUUGCUUCCAGUCAAUAGGGACAUAGGGUUCCCCUUGAUCCGCUGUCUUUUUCUUUCUCCAUUCUUUAUACCCUAAUCGAACUGAGUACUUUCCUGUUCUGUCCUUGCCCCAAACUCGCAUAUCUGGCCUUGGUUGAGAAGGGAUUGGGAUUUUGUUGAUCCGGUCACGGUCUUCAGGUAGGAAAUUUUCCUGCAGAGUACUACUUUUCCAAGACCUUGUUUCCUGAUCAAUUAAUCUUGACACCUUCUCUGUGAAUCCUAAGCCUGUUAUCGGUGUUUGUACCCGAUAAUCCGAUGCUGUUGGGAUCCAGCGAUCCCACCAAAUUCUUACACUCUCCCCAUUUCCAAUUCUCCAUUUCGUGCCUUCCUUAACUUCUCCAAAUAUAGCUAGGGUUAGUCCCCAUUUCCGCCUCCAAGACAUCACAGUGUGGGUAAUACUUAGCUUUCAGGACACGUGCUGCCAUAGAGUUAGGAGCUUGCAUUAGGUUCCAGACUUGUCGACCCAGUAGGGCUAUAUUAAAGCCAUGUAAGUGUCGAAACCCCAUCCCUCCUUCAAAUUUGGGUCGGCAUAACUUGUCCCAGCUCAUCCAAUGUAUUCGCUUCUCUUCCCUUUUCUGUCCCCACCAGAAGCUAGCAAUCAUGCUCUGUAUCUCAUGGAUUACCCCUAGUGGUAUAAGAAAGACAGACAUUGCAU
This is a messenger RNA of Linum trigynum, 5570 nucleotides long. Lineage: Eukaryota; Viridiplantae; Streptophyta; Magnoliopsida; Malpighiales; Linaceae. The record is from the annotation of a GenBank genome assembly.